Messenger RNA from Onychostoma macrolepis, 1858 nucleotides. RefSeq names its product major histocompatibility complex class I-related gene protein-like. NCBI's taxonomy places the organism in Eukaryota, Metazoa, Chordata, Actinopteri, Cypriniformes, Cyprinidae. Gene Ontology annotation, cellular component: external side of plasma membrane. Bases 449 to 1594 code for a protein of 381 amino acids. The transcript is spliced from 6 exons. The record is from RefSeq and is a predicted model, not a curated record. Gene Ontology annotation, biological process: immune response.
UUGUCCUGUUUUCUAUACUCCGCUCAACUCAGAUCAAAUACAAAGAUAAGUUUUACAUUUCUUUUUCACCGUUUGAAGAAUGUCUGAACAUUUUUAAAAUACAUUUUUAUCUAUGCUGCUUUAUGUUUUGACACAAAGUAACAGAUGAGUGGAUAAAUGCUUUCAAACAACAGACAAAAUAUAUUUUUAAAUCAGUUGAAACCUAAAAGUAAUACAUUUCUAACGGUGGUCUGUUAAUCAGAAAAGCUUGAGACAAAUGUGAAAGGGGAAGUCAAGGCCUGUUUAUGGUGUAAAGGUUAUCCAUACCAGAAGCAUUACAUGACUAGCAAAACAUUAACAGCUAGAAAGCGGUGAACAAUCGCUAAUGACCCAAAUGCGUGGAACAAGCCUGCAGUUAUUUCAGUGUUGAUCAUUUGUGAGUGCUGACUGAAAGCAUAUAGUCAGCAAUAUGAACAGCAUUCUUCAUCUUUUUCUGCUUUCACUUCCAAUAGCCGCUCCAAAAGGCUCUCACUCUUUAUGGUUGCUUGCAACAUACAUUAAAGGACAAACAUCAUUUCCUGAAUUUAGCUAUAUAGCAAUGUUGGAUGAUGUCAGAAUUAUGUUUUAUAACGGUGAGACGAAAACUCUCCAUUCAAGAGGAAAUACAACAGCUGAAGAGGAUGUGUUUGAUUCAAAUGUUCUUCUGACUAUAAGUGACUACAUACAAUCAUCUUUUAUGGAAAAAUGGUUAGAAGGAACAAAUAAUUUAAAUAAAACCUAUGGUGUUCUUGCCCUUCAGAGGCUGGUUGUGUGUGAGCUGAGGGAUGAUGGUGAACCGGGACAAAUGAUCACACGGGAUGCUUUCAGAGGAUCCACCACUGAUGAGCUGCUAUAUGUUGACAAGAAUUUUACAUAUCAGGGUACUUUAAAUAUCUCAGCUCAUUUGCUGAAAACCCAUCUUGAAAUCAGCAAGAGGAACCAUGAACAUUUAUACCACCCAUACUGCAUCAAAACACUCAGUGGUUACCUUAAAAAAAGGAGAAAGCAAGUCAAUAGAGAAGUGAAACCCAAAGUCAGGCUCCUCCAGAAAGAUCUAUCUUCUGGGUUUCGUGUGAGUUGUUUGGCAACAGGAUUUUACCCUCGUCACAUCAACCUGACCCUGUUCAGAGACGAGCAGCCUGUAGCUGAUCAUGAGAUCACUGGAGGAGAUCUGCUGCCCAAUGAUGACGGGACGUACCAGAUGAGGAAGAGUCUGGAGAUCAGUGCUGCAGACAAACACAAAUACACCUGCUCUGCCACACACCUCAGUCUGGACAACAAACUGGACGUCACUUUGGGUAAUGAGCUCUUACAGAAAACACAAUCUAACAGUCAAAACAAAAACAAAAAGUCAAUCUCUCAGUCUUUGGUUGAUGUUUCAGAGUUUGAUCACGGGGAACCAUUUAAAUCAGUGAUUCCUUCACUUACGGCGGUUUUGGCUCUGAUGUUGGUGUUUGGAGCUGCAGCUGCUGUUUGGAAAAGACAAUGUGCAGAGUCUAUUAAAAGUGGUCAUUGUACUGCUUCUGCAUCUGGCGAAAGUGAGGACACAACAUCAACAUUCAUGUCAAUGUCAUGAGACUAUUCAAUGCUGAUGAAUGGAGAAACAUCAAACAGCAGACAAAAUAUGUUCUGGCAAAGUCCUUUUUAAAAUGUAUUUAUUCAUUUAUCCUCCUGAGACGCUAUUUAUUUUUAAAUAAAUCCUCUCUCUUUUCCUCUAAUUUAGCAUAGUCUAAUUAGUACAUUUAUGUGACUACAGUUUCCAGUGUAAUUUACUCGGUGCAUGAGGCCUAUGACAAUACUAUCAUAUGUCUGCAAGUCAGUCGUUUUGUCAAGCAUGACA